Molecule: messenger RNA, 1506 nt
Organism: Fusarium keratoplasticum
Lineage: Eukaryota; Fungi; Ascomycota; Sordariomycetes; Hypocreales; Nectriaceae
Product: Zn(2)-C6 fungal-type domain-containing protein
Exons: 1
Coding region: 1-1506 (501 amino acids)
Biological process (GO): positive regulation of transcription by RNA polymerase II
Cellular component (GO): nucleus
Molecular function (GO): zinc ion binding; DNA-binding transcription factor activity, RNA polymerase II-specific; transcription cis-regulatory region binding
Source: RefSeq, a predicted model, not a curated record
AUGAAGACCAGACAGAUCAGGUUCCGCCUCUGGAACCAGCCUCGGCCGACUCCCCAUGAUGAGUUAGCCAGCCCAGCCGACCGCGACACACAUCCCAAAGGCCGAGAAGCACGAAGAAGUCGAUCGGGCUGCACAGAAUGCCGACGCAGGCGCGUCAAAUGCGACGAGACAUUUCCCGUGUGCGUCCGCUGCCAGAAACGCGGCUCCUUCUGCCAAUCUCCCCCCAGAUUGACAAAGUGGCAGCACGAGGCGCCCUGGAUCAAGCUUGGCUCCUCCCCAGCUCCCACCGAGCAGGUCGUUAUCAAGUCAAAGUCCGAUGACAAGGCUCUGCUACGAUAUUGGCUUGAGAGAGCCAGCCAAAUCAUGGUCAUCGACCCUGACGAGAAUCCGCUCUCGUUCCCCAUCCUUGAAUAUGUCGAGCAAUGUCCCAGCCUCAAGCAUGCCCUGCAGAGCGUUGGUGCCGGGCACAGGCAUUACUUUGAUCCUGACAAGCUCUCUAAAUGCCUGGAGGAGCGAAGUUCAGCCCUUCGCUUGAUCAUACAGGAUCUAUCUUGCCCUGGCGACAACCUGUUCCCUCUCUUUUUGAGCGUGCUGCUGGUCGGUCUCUCCACGGCCUGGACCAACGCCCCCACGGCCGAGUUUGGCCAGCAGCACCUCCGUGGAGCGCGAGCUCUGACCGACAUUCUGUUAUCCGAUGCAUCGAAUCGAGAAACGCGACCGCCGUACUUCAACUUCGUCGUUGGGGCUUAUCUGUACUGGGAUAUGGCCACGGCCUUCCUCAUCCCAGCCGACGAGCAGGUGUCUCUCAACACUGACGAGAUGUACACUGCUCUGCUGGAUGUCGGCCAAGAAUAUCAUCCUUUCGGGGGCUACUCGACCGAGAUUUUCUACUUAUUGGGCAAUGUAGGGCGCUAUUGUCGGUCGGUCGUCGAGAAGGGUGUUCGCGAUGAAUCGGUCGAGGUUGCGUUGCAGGAGGAGAUGGAAAAAUGGGAGCCGAACCGAGAUAAUCCCCAGCUCGGUCUCAUAAGCGAUGCCUUCAGGUCUCAUGGGCUGAUCAACCUAGAAGCCAUCUGCUAUCGGCGUCGUCGGGAUGACAGUGUAGACGACGCUCUGAUGACCGAACUCCUCAACCUGACAUGCGAAGAGGAUGCGGAACUGUGGCACAGCCUAUCAUCAAGUUCAAUCGACGAAGACCUCGAGGCUAGAAUCAGGAAUCGGGCGCUGGAGGUGGUACGCAACCUCAUCUCGAUCCCCUCUAGCCACGGUUGUACCAACCUUCAGGCCAUCCCGCUCUUCACGGCAGGCUCUGAACUGACCAAGGAGGAUACACGGGAGAGAGAAUUAGUGCUGCAGAGGUUCAGGGAGGUGUACUCGCUGAAUCAUCUGCGGGCGAAUUUGACGGCGCUGGAGAUGCUCCCAGAGAUUUGGAAACGCAAGGAUGCGGGCGAAACCAUCACCUGGUUGGAAGUUAUGAUUGAGAAGGGUUGGAACAUCAUGUUGGGGUAA